Molecule: messenger RNA, 918 nt
Organism: Colletotrichum destructivum
Lineage: Eukaryota; Fungi; Ascomycota; Sordariomycetes; Glomerellales; Glomerellaceae
Product: Putative ketopantoate hydroxymethyltransferase, pyruvate kinase-like domain superfamily
Exons: 2
Coding region: 1-918 (305 amino acids)
Biological process (GO): pantothenate biosynthetic process
Cellular component (GO): mitochondrion
Molecular function (GO): magnesium ion binding; 3-methyl-2-oxobutanoate hydroxymethyltransferase activity
Source: RefSeq, a predicted model, not a curated record
AUGCGACAACCCCAGAUGCGACACAGCUCGCAUUCCCCCAUGGGCACGCCUCUUGCGAACCAGAGGAAAAAAGUCACCAUUGGUUCCCUGCGCAAUCUGUACAGGAAGCGCGAACCAAUCACAGUUAUCACCGCGCACGACUUCCCCAGCGCUCACGUUGCGGACCAUGCUGGCAUGGAUAUAAUCCUAGUAGGCGACAGCCUGGCCAUGGUUGCUCUUGGCAUGGAAGACACAAGCGAGGUUGUCGUUGACGAAAUGCUGCUGCAUUGCCGCUCUGUUGCGAGGGCCACCAAAUCCGCCUUUACUGUCGGCGAUUUGCCCAUGGGCAGUUAUGAGAUUGCCCCGGAGCAGGCCUUGGAGACGGCCAUCCGCUUUGUCAAAGAGGGCCGGAUGCAAGGCGUCAAGCUCGAGGGCGGCAAGGAAAUGGCGUCGACCAUCCGAAAGAUCACGUCCGCGGGCAUCCCUGUCCUCGGCCACGUGGGCUUGACGCCGCAAAGGCAGAACUCGCUGGGAGGCUUCAGAGUCCAGGGCAAGACGUCCGGCGGCGCUCUUAAGCUCCUCGAGGAUGCGCUGGCCGUGCAGGAGGCUGGCGCCUUUGCUAUGGUCGUUGAAGCUGUCCCCGCCGAGGUGGCUACGCUCGUUACUGAGAAGCUGUCGGUCCCCACUAUCGGCAUCGGCGCUGGCAAUGGCUGCUCGGGCCAGGUCUUGGUGCAAGUCGACAUGACCGGGAACUUUCCUCCCGGGCGUUUCCUGCCCAAGUUUGUCAAGAAGUACGGCAACGUCUGGGGCGAGAGUCUCAAGGCCAUUGAGACCUACCGCGACGAGGUGAAGAGCCGGCAAUACCCUGCGCCGGAGCAUACAUACCCCAUCUCGAGGGAAGAGCUCGAGGCCUUUGCCGAUACUCUGGAGAAAUUGUAA